AUGAGCCUCAACGGGUCCGCUGAAGAGAUAUCAAUGGCCCCAAAUCCAGACCGGACCAGCUCGGCGGAGUCUCACGAAGCUUCCCCAAAAGAAUCCACAACAGAUGGAGCCAGCAAGCCCUCCUCCGAGAAAGCAAAGCAGCCUUCAAAGUUGAAGCAGACAUGGACAAAGAUUGGGGGCGGAAUUCCCCCAGUGGUUGCCCUUGCACUUUGUCAAGCGGACGCAGUCGCGAACCACUUCGGAACCCUGGGCUACCUCGUUGCCAUCGUGUCAGUACUCGGCUUCUGCAUCAUGCCGCGCGCCAAGUUCGUGCAGACCCUCCUGCUAAAUAUCCUGUCAAUCUGUUUGUCUACGGCCGUUCAACUCCUCGUAGUAUACUGUGCGGUCACGGCCCGGCAGCACACAGAAGCUAGUAGCGGGCCCAGCAGCAUGGGUGUGCCGACUCCAGGCACUUCAACAGCGGCGUACAACUCUUCUGCCUCGGCUGUCUCUGCUAUCUGGCUGUUCGCUCAGAUUUACAUGGUCACCACACUCCGUGCCAAGCUUCCGCAAUUGCAGUUUCCCGCCAUCAUAUACUGCAUCUUUGUGUUCACCGCGACAACUUACGCACCGACAUUCCCGAACAUGGCCGCAGGCAUCAAUUUUGCUCGAAACCUUUUCGAGGCAUUCCUUGCGGGACUGGCGAUCGCAGCCGUGGUGUCCUUCCUGAUUGUCCCGAUGAACUCACGGCAGGUUGUAUUCAGAGAGAUGACUGGAUAUCUCCAGACCUUGCGUAAGGUGUGGAAGGUAGAAGUCGCCUAUCUGCAAAGCCUGGAAGGUUUAGAAGCAUUCACUGAGGCGGCGUCGACAGGGAAGAAGGGCAAGAGGACGGAGACUCCGCAGGCGGCAGCAGUGAAGAAGGCUGUAGCUGGCAUCGGUGAGCUAUCCGGCAAGCUCAACGGCGACCUCCCGUUUGCCAAACGAGAAGUUGCAUUCGGGAACCUCGGCCCGGACGAAAUACAGGAGCUGAGCCGCCUGAUACGAAGAGUUAUGCUUCCGACUGUCGGGCUCAGCUCGGUGAUCGACAUCUUCGAGCGACUCGGAGAGUUGGAUUACUGGAAUCGAAAGGCUGAAACUGCGGUGGGUGAUGCUGAUCCACAGGAAAAGCAGAAGCGCGCCAUCCAGGAAUGGAACGACAUAAUGAAGGCAGUCCACGAGCCAUUCUCCUCAAUUACGCAGGUACUGGACGAGGGCAUCUUACAUGCGAUGCUCUGCUUGAAGUUACAGAAGCUGCCUAAGAAGAAGAACGGCAGUAGUGACAACGACGGUUUUGGCGCCGGUGCUGACGAUAUUGAGGCGAGGGGAGAGGAUGCACAACCAGGAGGGAAGGGUUUUGCAGAGUUUCUGGACCGCAAGAGCCAGGAGUUCUACCAUGGUAAGGAGAUGGUCCUGCAGACGUGGUGUGAACGAAAGGGCAUCAGGCUUGCACCGGACUUUUUCGACCAUCCUGCGGACGCUCUGUACAGCACUGCUUCAAUGGAGAGAGUAAUGACUGAGGGCACACAUGCGCGCAAUCAGCGGCAGCUGUACCUGCUUCUAUAUAUGGAGUUCCUUUUCUACUCAAUUAGCCAAAGCGUUCUGGCAUUGGUGCGUUUUGCCGACGCGAAGGUCGCUGAUGGAACGAUGUCGAAAACACGACUCAUUGUGCCCGGCCUCAUCCGAAUGAAAAAGUGGAUGAAAAGCACGUACAAGGUAGAGGACACCUCCGACGGUGAUGAUCGCGUCAUGGCAGACGUUGACGGAGCCGGCAACACGCUGUACCUUGGUGAAGCAUAUCGAAUCAGGAAGGAUCCGGAACAUCUCCCUGCCACGAAUGUGUUCGAAAAGUUUGGCAACGGUGUGAGAACGAUGCCCAGGUUUUUACGUUCCAAUGAGUCUGUGUUUGGAUUCCGCGCUGCUUGCGCUACCAUGUCGAUCGGUAUUAUUGCGUUUCUUGCGGAUACUCAGAGGUUCUUCAUUCAGCAGCGCCUUUUGUGGUCCCUGUUCAUGGUCGCUAUUAGCAUGAACGUCACGGCUGGCUUCAGCAUAUUCAGUUUUGCUCUCAGACUGCUGGGGACGGUUGUGGCUAUGCUCUUCGCCUUUCUUAUUUACUACAUUCCCAAUCGCAAUAUCGCUGGUAUCCUUGUUUUACUCUGGUUGUUCGCAGGGGUGGGCUUUUACUUCGUGGUUAAAUACCCGAGAUUUAUCAUUGCCGCGCUGAUUGGCGUUGUUACGACUACGCUGAUAAUUGGUUACGAACUGGAAGUUCGCAAGAUCGGCACGGCUGCUGCAACGUCCAAUGGCCAGGGCUAUCUGCCAGUCUAUCUGUUCGGACCGUACAGACUGGCUGCUGUCGCCGGAGGUUUGGCCGUCGCUUUCUUCUGGACGAUCUUUCCGUACCCCGUCUCCGAGAACUCCGAGCUGCGGCGCAACCUUGGCGCUUCGUUGUAUCUGCUGGCAAAUUAUUACUCUAUUGUUCACGAGACGGUUCAGGGUCGGAUACGUGGCGAUGAGGGCGAUAUGCUGCUCAAGACUAGUCCCGGUCGAAGGCUAGAAAAAGCUCGAAUCAAAGUGUUCACCAAGCAGACGAUGCUUCUCAGUGGGCUCCGACAGGCAUCUGCGAUGUCCAAAUGGCAGCUUCAGAUUGGAGGGAGGUUUCCUAAAGAGACCUACGACGCGCUCAUUCAGUGCAUACAGAAUGUUCAUAACUACAUGUCCCUCAUUGCCUUCGCCUCUGCUACGUUCGCUAAUCCGGAGGAUGAGUCUGAAUCGGUGUGGCUCUCUGACUUCAGAAAGCUCAUCAGCUCCGCCAACUUUACAUCGCAUGAGAUCACCUCGCUUCUAUCUUUGCUUUCACACAGCAUAGGCAGUGGGCAGCCCCUGCCUCCUUACCUGAAAGCCCCAAAGCCUUUUCAACUCUCGGCGCGCCUCGAAGCUAUGGACAAGGACAUCUUGAGCGUUCGGCACUAUGCGGAGCCCGGUUACGCCGCUUUUGCGGUCCUGCAAAUCUCCACUCGCUGCAUCAUCGGAGAUCUUGAUAACAUUCUGAAGCAGGUCAAGAGCCUCGUCGGCGAACUCGACUUCUCUUUCCACGUCGUCAGCACAGCGUCAAGCUCCACCGCCUCUAGUGAAACCCUGUUCUCAAGUGGCGGUGAUCGAGAAAAAAACGACUGA
This is a messenger RNA of Coniosporium apollinis CBS 100218, 3192 nucleotides long. RefSeq lists its product as uncharacterized. The record is from RefSeq and is a predicted model, not a curated record. Bases 1 to 3192 code for a protein of 1063 amino acids. NCBI's taxonomy places the organism in Eukaryota, Fungi, Ascomycota, Dothideomycetes. The transcript has 6 exons.